Molecule: messenger RNA, 2708 nt
Organism: Ooceraea biroi (clonal raider ant)
Lineage: Eukaryota; Metazoa; Arthropoda; Insecta; Hymenoptera; Formicidae
Cellular component (GO): plasma membrane
Source: RefSeq, a predicted model, not a curated record
CAAGGAUUGUUGUCAGUGCUCUCGAUGAACGUGCAAGUGAUCCGGAAGCAACCACGAAUGUGACGCGUUCCAAUAACGUACAGAAUGCAAACUGCGUGUUUCUAUCGUCAUCUCGUUUGGGCCGUCUGGUGUCUCCUGCAAGUUGCUGCCAAGGACUAUGUUGUACUGACGCACAAUGGUCCAGUUGUAUUGGGUGGUACAAUCACCUUUAGAGCAGAUCUGUACAGAAAUGGUGAGCGACCUAAGGGCGAUAGUUUCAAAUACAUGUGGAGUGACAACUCGUUGAUGCAACAUAGAUAUGAAAUAGGAAGAACGUCUAAUACUACGACAUUCUGGAGUGUAACGUAUCCACGAGAGGGCAACAUUCCUGGAACCUACACAGUAUGGAUAAAAGUCGAGUAUUUGAGUUUUAUCAUCUGGUCAUUUGAUACAAGUGCCGUUGUCCAAUUUGAGAUCACUGAGUAUCUCAAUGGUAAUAUAACCGCCGAGCAAGCUAAUAAAACCGUAGCUGGAGACUACAUUUCGUCUAUUAAUGAAACAAAAUUAAUGGUAGACAUACGUAAAGACGAUUACGAGUUCAUAAUGCAGAAAGCAACGGCGAUAUCGACGUAUUGGUUUAUCGAUUGCAAGUAUUAUGGGCAAACGAAUAAUUUCGCCUUCGUUUAUAAUUUUACGAGUCCCAACGUAACGCAUGAGAUAGGAGCUUUAGUGAUCGCUUCUUAUGAUCCACCGACGACCACAACGGUUUCACCGCCUACAACUACGAUUGCGCCCGUGAACGUGACAACAGUUGCACCAAAUAGCUCUACAGCGAAUUCGAGCGAGGUCCACGUUACACAACCUGUGACAACAACUACAUUGCCAACGACCGUCACAAGUGCAAAGCCGACGAUAAAAUCUACAACAGCAAUAUCUGCAACCAAUGCAAGCAAGACAGAUGUUAACAAUAUGUCUAUGCCUUAUAUUUGCUCAAAUGCUUCUCUCAUUCCACCGGAUCCUAACAAAACCUACGGAUAUUUUUUUAAGAAGAUUCACGUUCGCGCUCCCCUGUCAAACAUCUCGGUAGAAGGUACAAAUUGGAUCCAGCCGUGGGACAUGCUGUCUUUGAACGUAAGCUGCAAGGGAUCGGGGCCGUUCUCCAAAUGUCUUCAAUUCCAUCGUGGCAAAUACAACGUGACGGGGAACGAGACGUGUGACAAUGCGGAACACUUGCGCUCGUGCAAUUUCUCCAUUGUCCAUUAUUUCCUCGAACCCAGCGUUUACACAAUAUUGAUCAUAUUAAACAAUGAAGUCAGUACGCAAAUUUAUCCACUGACAAUUAACAUUUACAAAGUUACAACAAAACCGCAGUUAUCGGUUAUCGUUGUGCCCGUCUCUUGCUCGCUCGUGGCUGUGGUAUUGAUAGUGUUCGGCGUGGCGUAUUACAUUCAGAGCAGAGCAAGAUUCACAGUAGAAGUCGCAGACUUCGAUUUCGGCCAAAGUAACCCGGAUAUGGAGUACAAAACAUUCACCGAACGUUUGCGCGACUCAUUCAAUAAAACUGUAAGGCCUGGUGGCAAACGGAUAAGUGUACGCUAUUAUGGCAGCAUGAAUCACUGAAAAGUGCACGCCGUGUGAGCUAUGGAUAUAAACCACUUAAUACUCCACAAACGCUUCAGUGAUGCAUGAAGAAGCAGUAACUUUCGGAGAAUGAAAACUUCGACGAGAAAUAAACUUGAGCAGAUCAGAUGUGAAAGUUUCAGGAUAAACUCGACGAUAUUCACGGCAGUGAAAAGGUCCGUGAGAUGUUGCGGCUGUUGUAAUAAAGACUAAGCAAUUUCGCUUAAACAUCAGCUGGUCAUAGAAAACAAAGAACAGAAAAAGAAUAAAUCACUGCAAGAUUGUAAAUAGGCAAAAAAAUACGAUGUAUAUAUAGGCUGUGAAUACAGUAUGCAGUAUGUAGAGUCGCUCGUAAUACAAUACGCACACACACAUACACAUACAGGAGAAUUUGAUAUUUUUUUAAGGUUGCAAUGAGAGCUAUCGAUUUAUAGUCCUUUUUAUGAUUUGUCAUGUGUUGCUGAACUAAUAAUUAUUACCUGUCGUAUAUAUUUUACGCUACAUGGGAUAUAGUAAUAGCGAAACAAUAAUUGCAUGCUUUAUUAAUUUACGUGUCGAACGUGUGCAGAAAUUAUCUAUACAAAAAGAUAAGUUUUAUGGAAAAACGGAAUUUAGUCACAUCUACAUUAAGGAAUCCUUUCGUUUGAUUAUAUAUAAUAUAUAAAAUUUAUUAAUAAGUACAGAUUUUUUUCAGACUAGUAUAGAUAAUCUUAAAUCAAACUUAUUUAGAAGUGUACACACUUAUUAAACAAGUUUGUGCAAUACACUAGAUUAUAGAUGUGUCCUUAAAUUUUGGAAACAUAAAUGUCGCAGUAUUGCGACGCCUAAGGAUAUUUAUUUGCCAAUUAUCUUUAAUAAAGAGGUAUGUCUACGCGGAUGUUACGUUAAUUGCUUCCCGCAUUACCAUUCGGGCAGUUAUUACUAUGGAUCAUUCGUCCUGUUACAGUACGUAACACUAAAAAUGUAUAGUGCAAAUGAUUAUAUUAUAAAGUUUUUAGUAAACUAAUUUUGAGUAUAACAUAGAACGUAGUUUAAGACAAUUUUAAUCUAACGUUACAACUAAUAGUGUAAUAUUACAGAAAUUUGAAUUAAAACAUCUUUUUAAUACC